Apodemus sylvaticus (European woodmouse) is the source of this 3150-nucleotide messenger RNA. RefSeq names its product staufen double-stranded RNA binding protein 2 (gene Stau2). Bases 220 to 1779 code for a protein of 519 amino acids. Lineage: Eukaryota; Metazoa; Chordata; Mammalia; Rodentia; Muridae. The record is from RefSeq and is a predicted model, not a curated record. The transcript is spliced from 13 exons.
AGGGCAGCAGGCGGAGGUGGGGGGCGGGAGCCGAGGAGGGAGCCGGCGGCGUCGGCGGCGGCGGCGGCAGAGGGGGUCAGUUCUCCGGAGCGCUCGCCAAUGUGGAGCCGUCUGCCGGGCGUCCGUGGCCCGCAGUUUUUUGGAGCUGUGAGGGAUACAGAAGUUUGAUCAAUAUUGUCUUAACAUGCUUCAGAUAAAUCAGCUUCUCUCCACGAUAAAAUGGCAAAUCCCAAAGAGAAAACUCCAGUGUGUCUGGUAAAUGAGUUAGCCCGUUUCCAUAGCAUCCAACCCCAGUAUAAGCUUCUGAAUGAAAGCGGGCCUGCUCAUUCGAAGAUGUUUUCGGUGCAGCUGAGUCUUGGCGAGCAGACAUGGGAGUCGGAAGGGAGCAGUAUAAAGAAGGCCCAGCAGGCUGUUGCUAGCAAAGCAUUGGCUGAAUCUACACUUCCAAAACCAGCCCAGAAACCACCCAGAAGUAAUGUCAACAACAACCCAGGUAGUAUAACUCCAACUGUGGAACUGAAUGGGCUUGCUAUGAAAAGGGGAGAGCCUGCCAUCUACAGGCCAUUAGAUCCAAAGCCAUUCCCAAAUUAUAGAGCUAAUUACAACUUCCGGGGCAUGUACAAUCAGAGGUAUCAUUGCCCAAUGCCCAAGAUCUUUUAUGUUCAGUUAACUGUAGGAAAUAAUGAAUUCUUUGGUGAAGGGAAGACUCGACAAGCUGCCAGACACAACGCUGCGAUGAAAGCCCUGCAAGCCCUACAGAAUGAACCAAUUCCAGAAAAGUCUCCCCAGAAUGGUGAAUCAGGAAAAGAAAUGGAUGAUGAUAAAGAUGCAAAUAAAUCUGAAAUAAGCUUAGUGUUUGAAAUUGCGCUGAAGAGAAAUAUGCCCGUCAGUUUUGAGGUUAUUAAAGAAAGUGGACCACCACAUAUGAAGAGUUUUGUUACCCGGGUGUCAGUGGGAGAAUUUUCUGCAGAGGGAGAGGGAAACAGCAAAAAACUCUCCAAGAAGCGUGCUGCGACCUCUGUCCUACAGGAGCUGAGAAAGCUCCCGCCUCUUCCUGUGGUAGAGAAGCCAAAACUGUUUUUUAAAAAACGCCCUAAAACAAUAGUAAAGGCUGGACCCGACUAUGGUCAAGGAAUGAACCCCAUUAGCCGCCUGGCCCAAAUCCAGCAGGCCAGAAAGGAGAAGGAGCCUGAUUACGUUUUACUUUCAGAACGAGGAAUGCCUCGCCGUCGAGAGUUUGUAAUGCAGGUCAAGGUAGGCAAUGAAGUUGCGACUGGAACAGGACCCAAUAAAAAGAUAGCCAAAAAAAAUGCUGCUGAGGCGAUGUUGUUGCAGCUUGGCUAUAAAGCGUCCACCAGCCUUCAGGAUCCGCUCGACAAGACGGGUGAAAACAAAGGAUGGAGUGGUCCAAAGCCCGGGUUUCCUGAACCAACAAAUAACACUCCAAAAGGUAUUCUUCAUCUUUCUCCUGAUGUUUAUCAAGAGAUGGAAGCCAGCCGCCACAGAGUGACCUCUGGCACAACUCUAGGCUACUUAUCACCCAAAGAUAUGAACCAGCCUUCAAGCUCGUUCUUCAGUGUGUCUCCCUCAUCGACUAGUUCAGCCACAGUUGCCAGGGACCUCCUGAUGAACGGAACAUCUCCUACUGCUGAAGCCAUAGGUUUAAAAGGAAGUUCUCCUACUCCCCCUUGUUCUUCAGUACAGCCUUCAAAACAACUGGAAUAUUUAGCAAGGAUUCAAGGCUUUCAGUUGCCUUGCAAGCCACGUACUGGAAUGUAACGGUCAACCGACGGGAUGAGAAGCAGCUGGUGUGUGCGCGGGACGCUCUGGCUCCACACAUUUCAUUGCUUCACCUUCCAUCUCAGUCUUCCUCCUCAAGACCAAACGCUGUAAUUUCUUGUAGAAAUGUUCUAGAUCUGUAUUGUGUAGAAGAUAUCAUGUAUUAUAAAUGUUUCACGGCAUCAGUUAUACAAUGAGAAAGAAAAUGAGGGGUUGGGAGUAUUUUUGCAUGUUUGGUUUUUUGUUUUGUUUUGUUUUUUUACUUCACAGAUCCCUUCUGAUUCUUUCAAUUCUGUUGCCAGGUAGUUGCUAGAGUUUUUAAUCAGACUAUUAAUACGAAGUUGAAGAAGCUGUUACCAAUUAUUGACUCUGUCAUCUGAAAUUUAAAUGCUUAAUUUCAAGUUAUAAUUUUAGAAUUUGUUAUUUACCUUAAGAAUUACAAUAAAUUCCUGUUUAAACAAAAGACUUUGAUUCAUAUAGUGAAAGCACUAGACUAAUAUUUAAUUCUACCACUAAUCUGCAUAGGAUAAAUUAAAAUAAACUGAUGAAAAUAAACCCACUGCUCAUUUAAAAAUGUGUGCGAGCGAUGGCUCUGCUCUGCGCCCUCAGUACGUGGUGCACUCUGGCUUUCGGCCGAGCUUUGAAGUUUCUGAGUUCCUGGUGCAUUAGUCCUUGGCUGUGACAGCAGCUAUAAUCUUAUCUCACUUUAGCCAAAUUAUAGUCGACUACGCCAUUGCCCGCUGCUUACGCCUGUCUCAGAAGCUCGCUUUGAGGUAAUACUCUCUUACUCAUGGACACGGUACACAUCUCCAGAUCUGUGGCCGUGGCUGUUACACAUACUGUGCUGCUCCACUGGAAUGAGAGGGGCUGCUGGGACGUGUGCAGUCAUGGAUCCCAGCCUGUAGCCGCAAGGCGACGGUCUGGAGAGUAGCCUCCACUCUGUGGUGUGCACAUGUCAUCAUGUCACCCUGGAAGGUUCCUGGUGACUAAGAGUUUGAAAGUGUAUUUCUUUCUCAGUAAUUUUCUCAGGUAGGAAAACAUACAGAUUUUUUGUUUCUUACAUGAUUUAAUUAGACGGUAGCUAGAAAUUGUAAGACCAGCUUGUUACAGAUUCUAUGUUCUUCUGUUACUUUUAUUUCUGGCAUUUGAAAACAGUAAGUUCAUUUUCUUUGUCCGUAGCUCAGUAGCUUUUCACCUCCAUCCGCACUGAACAGCUGUCAUUCCUACUGAGUGUGCAGACUCUGCACCGCAACCGGAUUCAGGCCUAGCUCAGCUGCUGUGUGUACUGCCAAAUGAAGGCAGAGGAGGCUGGAAAAAGAAGUCGCUUUAACUUAAUUUUAUUUUCAUUUCCCAGUCUUUAAUUGAAAUUUA